AUGCGCAGUCAAUUGUCCACCAUCAUCGCGGCGCCCGUCUCCCCUCCCAUCCUGAUCGGCUUCCAUUCCAACAAUGCCCUUUACCGCACUCUCAUCGUGUCCAUCUGGGAGCUCGGCGAGAUCGUGGCUCCUCUGAUCUGGGGGCCUCUCUCCGAGCUCUACGGACGACGCUGGGUGCUCAGCAUCGCCAACGCUCUCUUCAUCGCCUUCCAUGCCGGCACCGCCCUGAGCACCAACAUCCAGAUGCUCAUCGCCUUUCGGUUCCUGAGCGGAGCAGCCACGGCCUCCUUGCCCAUUGGCCCGGGGAUCGUGAGGGAUCUGUUCGCGGAAGAGCGCCGCGGUCGCGCCAUGUCCGUCAUGUCUCUGACGAGCACGUUAGGGGCCGUGGCGGGUCCCAUCGUGGGAUCUUAUCUGGCCGAGAGGGAGGGAUGGAGGUGGGCGUUUUGGCUGCCGACCGUCGUGGCCGGCGCCCUCGCGCUGCUGCUGUUGGCGGUCUAUCGUGAAACGUAUCAGGUUACCAUCCUGAAGCGAAAGGCGCAACAGCGCCGUCGUGAAACGGGGAACUUGGAUCUACGAUCGAAGUAUGAAACAGGAGAGACCGACGCUAACUCUACUACCGGCGCGGUCACCAAGCUCUUCCAUGCCUUCAUCCGGCCAUUGCGCCUGCUCGUGCGGUCCCCCAUGCUGAUCCUGAUUACGGUCUACAUCAGCGUGGUUUACGGAUACACCUACCUCAUGAUGACCACGAUCGCGCCCGUCUUCCAGGAGAUCUACGGCUUCUCGACGGGCGCGUCGGGGCUCUGUUUCCUGGGCCUCUGCCUGGGACUCGCCCUGGGCGCGUUCAUCUGCAGCUUCGUGCUCGACCGGUACAUCCGCAUGGCGAAAGCCAAAGCCAGCGCGCAGGCACAGGCACAGACCGGAUCGGAAGGCCCGUCAUCUGCUCCGUCCCCGAUCACCCCCGAGCACCGUCUGCCGCCGGUCCUCGUCUCCUGCGUCUUCAUGUCCACGGGCUUCUUCCUCUUCGGCUGGACGGUGCACGCCCACGUCCACUUCAUCGUGCCCAUCAUCGGCACCGCCGUCAUCGGUCUCGGCCUCGUGGCCACCACCAUCACCCUGCAGACUUACAUCGUCGACGUGUUCGGCAUCUACGCGGUCAGCGCCACCAGCGCGAUGCUGGUGCCGCGCAACGCCAGCGCCGCGUUCUUGCCGCUGGCCGGACCGCCGCUUUUCCAACGACUGGGGUAUCAUUGGGGCGGGACGCUGUUAGGGCUGGUGGUGCUGGCGUUUGCCGUGAUGCCGGUGGGGUUCAUGAGAUGGGGAGCGAGAUUGAGAGGCAAGGAUCGAACCGAUGGUUCGGAGGGUUGA
Molecule: messenger RNA, 1365 nt
Organism: Aspergillus steynii IBT 23096
Lineage: Eukaryota; Fungi; Ascomycota; Eurotiomycetes; Eurotiales; Aspergillaceae
Product: MFS general substrate transporter
Exons: 1
Coding region: 1-1365 (454 amino acids)
Biological process (GO): transmembrane transport
Molecular function (GO): transmembrane transporter activity
Source: RefSeq, a predicted model, not a curated record